Molecule: messenger RNA, 14114 nt
Organism: Frieseomelitta varia
Lineage: Eukaryota; Metazoa; Arthropoda; Insecta; Hymenoptera; Apidae
Gene: tinc
Product: protein tincar
Exons: 14
Coding region: 239-4408 (1389 amino acids)
Source: RefSeq, a predicted model, not a curated record
AGGUACACGCUUAGGGUUUGAAGCGCAACUUGUCGGUUAACGCGACGAGUUAACUGAACGAGCAGCACGACGGAGAGGACGACGGUGACGGCGACAGCGACGACGGCGGUUAUUCUCCUCCGUUCGGCGGCGCUGUCACCCCCAAAAAUGUCAGAGCUUCGUAUCGAUUGUUUCAAACAAACUCCUUCGAAACAUUAAGACGCCUACACAAAGAAACAAAGCAGAAUACUCGGACAAAAUGUCAAUGACGGGAAGCUUGAUGGGUUACGAGAACAAUAACGAGGUAAAUCAAGCAAAGUGUAAGAAGCCAUUGAAACCGCUUCCGAUAGUGUCCAGCAUAAAUUCAAGCGGUAUCACGACCACCAACAAAACGAAAAAGCCACGAAGGUCUGCUAGACGAAACUCUUGUAUACGGGGUCACGUGAAUAGUUUGUGGUCCGUCUGGUACGGCGUUUUGGCGGUCGCUUUUCAAGCUUACAUCGGCCUGAGAUACGCGAAAAGGUUCGCCGCGUAUUUAUCGUUACCUUGGCCGGCGGACGCUCCACCACCAAAGGUGGAGUUGUACGCGUGUCUGGUGCUAGCCGGGGCUGGGGUCGUUCUGCUGCCGGUUCUUCUUGGCGCGGCCUUCCUGAAGCUCGGUAACCUGGCGAACGAUGGGAUAAAACUCGGCCGUCAUUUGAGCGCCUGUUCGCGCGACCCGCCCUCCUCCUUGCUCACCAACAAUCCUGAUCACAGUCUGGCGAAUAAUUUAUGGCGACACGGAGGUCCAACCGCUGCUUUCGUACACCUUUGCACGGCAAUGUGCUUCUUGCUGCCCUCGCUGCUCAUGGAGGCUAGACUGAUACACGCUGGAUUCUUGCCAAAAGAAACAAUAUGGCGCACGGACCUCGAUUGGCUGGUGACUCACCGGGAUCGUCUGGUCGUGUCGAGCUUCAUGAACCCGAACGUGAAUCUCAGCAUCUUAACGGGCUUCAUCACGCCCCAGCCGUACGUCACCCUGACACCGGACGAGGAGCCAGACAAUAUAGCCAGCGACAUUGUCACCACGAGAUUGGAACUGACCGACGUUAUCAAUAAAUCCACGGAGUUCAAAACGUACAACAAUACGAGCAACAAGCAAAAUCUCGGUCAGUUUCAGUACACGUCGACGAGUACCAAUCUACCCGCGCCCGAUGCAAGAAUUUCGAGCAGUGGCACUGCGUUACCGACCGAGAGGACCCUCCCGACGGCGACCACCCACGAAAUCACGAACAACGCGACCAAGACACCGUCCAACGCCGAUGGGAGUUGGAAAGUGACGUCGACAGCCUCGUCGGUGGCGACGCCGGCAAUUGCGAGCGCGAAUUUGGCAGGAACGACUGCGGAAAUGGUGACAACGACGACGACGACGACAACGACGAGGGACGUGAAAGAGCAGACGAGAUCGACGGAAGCAGCUAGGGCCACGGUCACAGCCGCAAGCGCUGAUCGAGAAAGUACGACUUUCACGCCGACGUUGUCCUCGACGUCUGGCUCGAUGAAGUACGGAAACACGGUGAGGAGGCUCGUCGCUGCGAAGUCGAUCGUUCGAAAUAACAAUUCGAAGAGCAAGUUGAAAGCGAAGAACGUGGGGAGGUCUCCGACCACUGUCAGGCCCAGCAAGGGUGUCUCCGUUGGGAACAUGACCGCGCAGAGUAUGCUGUUGACGAUGAACAGCUUGGCCGAUUUGGAUCAUCCGGAGAAGUUGAACCUUGAGUUUCAAGCUGCUGAAUCAUACGGACCUAUUACUCUGGAGUACUUGAAUUACGCUAUCGCUCUCGGAGUGUAUUCCGUGAGGUAUCCGGCGGUGUUUUGGUCGUGCAAUAAACCGCUGGCCACGAUUUUCAGCUUCCAAUUGAUCAUCAAUUCCGCCCAGAGCUUGUUGGCCUAUGUUGGAAUGUCUGUACUUUACAAGGUUCAGGUAAUAGGACCUUUGAAGGUGCUACCGGUUCUUCGACAACACUAUCGCACGAUAUCGACCACUAGUGGCAUAUCAACCAUCUUCGGAGACUCGUACUUCUUGCUAAAUCCACACGUCACCCUCGUCUUGUUUGCUCUUUCCUCUCUUCUGGUGCUCUGCUCCAGCAUGGUGAUGUAUUUCUACGCUUACGGCAGGUUCACAGCGUUUUUGAACCAAGAGCGCGAGCGUCGUAUAAUCCUCUCGAAGGAGAACAGAAGCGGCAACGGCUGGAUAUAUUUCAUUCACUGCACCGCGUUCUGCGUGUUCUUGGCGAUCGCGAUCUGCAGCGCGCCAUUGCUCUACGACUACAUCGUCGUCUAUCGUGGCAGUCUCGAUGGUGCGAUAUUAGCCUGCGUCGUCGCAACGGUUCUUCACCUGUUCCUCUGGUUGUUCUUGUGGAUCUUUCUCACGAUAAAACAACGCUGGACGUUCAAGCUACGAGUGACGAUCGGCCGAGCGACGGUUCGAUCGGCCAGAUCGGUGAAACUCGUCACGGACGUGGAUCUACUGUCGGCCAGAGACGACGACGACGGAACGAAUGCACCGCUGCUGGUCGUUGGAAACGGUAGAACUUACACGAUAGCUGACGCUUCGCCGAAGAAGGCCAUCAUGAGCGUCAUACAGAAGGCGGCCAUCGAAAGAAAAGCGCGCAAUCAAGGGAACGCUGACUCGGUGAACGGUGACUCAGCGGCCGACGACGAGCAGAUCUAUUGGCUAAGACCGAAAUUACGGCCGUCGCCGACGAGAUCGCCGAGCGAUGCGAACAGUGCACCAACGAGCGAGAAGGGCUGGCUGAACAAGAAGCUGAAGCCCAAGGUCACCUUCAACGACCUGCCUAGUACGUCAGGCUCGCGUAAUAAAGGAAAAGUCAGACGAGGCACCGGCGACGGGGGCCCUGAGGAUGACGGAGAUUACGCCACGCUACGAGAACUACCGCUGAUCACGUCUCUCGAUCCUGCGGACGACUCAACGUCCGAAGAGAACAAGUGGGAGAGGUGGCUGAUAUCUCGUAGAGACGUUAUACCUAAAUUUGGAAACCUGCUCGAGUGCGUGAACGACGACCAAGUGACAUACUACGCGAGCGCAAAUCGCGAUCUGCAACCUUCGGAGGGCGACCCCUCGCCCCUAUUGACUCCAGACCCCUUGCCCGAUCCCACUUCGGAAUCACUUCCACUGCCACCUCCGACUCCGACUCCGACUCCAACUUGUGCACCGACUACCGAAGUUAUCACGGCGUUACUAACCACUAACACCCAGGCGAACGGAGGUCAAACUCCACGAUGCCUGCGCCGAGGAGAUUCGGGGAUGCCGCACGAAGAACUAACGCCUCGUUCAGACUCCUCCAACUCGCCGCCGUUGGACGCUGUAGUUGGCGGCAGCAGCGGGGCAGGAUCGGUAACGGGUCACAGCAACGCGAGCAGUCAUAGCGAGACGUCGUCGAGCGGCGUGCACAGUAACGCGAGCAACGCGAGCAACAGCAGUUGUCAACGACGUGCGACCAGCGUCGACGACGUGAGCGGCAACUGCGACCAACGAGACAGCGAGGAACCAAUGCGCGACCAAUGGCGAAGCUGUUCCCUGCAACGAGGCGUUCAACCACCUUCCGCGACAGCGGCCUUCUCGCCGCCGAACAGUCGCCCUGGCACCAGUCAAUCAUUCUCCUCGCCUCAAUACGCCAACCACGUACCUCUGUUCGCCAACAUCAACGCAAACGCGCCGACAAACGUAAACGCAACGACGAACGCAAACGCCGGCGCGAACAACAGCGUUAAUGGCAGCAACGAUGUCACUACUGUCACGGGACAAGGCUGUCCAGCUGUCAUCCUGGAGAAUCCGAACGAGGCGACCGUGGUGAUCCGGCGGAAACUGUCGAGGACGAAGCUCACGGAACCUCUGAAUCCCAACGAGGAACCGUUCGGUCGUUCGACGAACAUGAGGAUGACGUCGUUCACGGAGAGCAACGACAUCCGCGUUCACGCGUCCUCGGCCACUCUGCCGCAUUACCCGACCCAGCCGGUCGUCACUUAUCCGCACUGCUCCACCAUGCCUCUGCCUCACGCGUCUCACAGCAUGGCUGGCUCGCACAUGGGCGGUUCCAGCGGUAGCUGCGGAUCGGUGCCGAGGCAUGCUUUCGUUCCUCCUCAAGUGCACUCGACUGUACCGGCGCACACCACCCUGCCGUCUCAUCACAACGGCGUGAGACUCCUUCACGGCAUCGCACCGGCGCCCAACAACCCGUUCGUCAAGAGGUUCCCACCUGUUCAACUUCACACGCAACCGUGGGCGCUGCCCGGUCACCACACCUUUCCACAAGCGUCGCAGGUCAACGGGAAACUGACCACCACCGCGCAGAUCAGGCAGAGCGAUCGGGAUUCUGCUAACUUCUCCAUGGCAAGUAGCGGUGACUCCGACACGUGUCUGCCGCAUUAGAACGAAUGCCACAAUCCCCAGAGUGAUCCAGAGUGAUUGCAGCCUCUUCGAUCUCGCUCUCCGCGCCGAGCAAAACCGCGUCUUGGUAAACACACACGCCGGUCGUCGCGACGCCGUGCGGACUCUUCGUGGAUCACUGAGAUCCUCGUCUCUCGAGGCGUGCUCUUUUGGAAGAGAAUUGGUCGUUCGGGACCGUGUUCUCGUUGGUCGAGGCUCGCGGAGGAGGAUCAUCAUGGAUUUUUCGCACCGACGUCGGGAUAAUGGCGUUACAUAUCAUACAGUUGGUUACUCGGAGCAUGCGACACGUACGGUUAUAUCGCAGUAGAGCUUCCCUUACACCUGAACCUUGUGCAUUGUGAGAACAGAGUGUCUGUUGGUAAGGAAAACAUAAUAUUGUUACCAACAGACGUUUUCUAUUCGAACGUUAUUCUUCUGCAACGAAAAUUUUGAUUACUUCGAGCGCUAUGUACUUAUAUCUGAGAUCUCGAAACGAUUAGAAAUGAUUUUAAAAUAAAAAUCAAUUGUAGUUGAUUAAUUAAAAAUUUAAUAGCUAAACAAGUGCGAAACAAACCACAUUCGACGUAAGAACGAAGCAUUAAGCAAACGAAAUAAAAUUGUUACGAUAUCAUGAAAGAUUAACGUAUUCAAAAAAAUAAGCUCUGCUAUAAGGGAGGCUUCACUGCGCAUUAUUUUCGAUACUGUAUGUUAUCGUCGAGAUAAUACUCUGUCCCGUUCUUCCAUAUCAAUUAUCUUUCCGUAUGCAUAUACCAAUAAGAAAUCAUACCUGUGGACAAAGAAUUUACGGUCUGCCCGUUUUCCAGCCGGUAAAUCGGCUCGUUCGAAUUUACACAGACGUAUUCGCAACACAGACAUAUCUUGCGAGAGCUACUCACUGAUAAUCACUCAUUGAUGAUAAUAAUAAUAACGUGUGAAAUUAGAGCGUAUGCUGACCGAAGUCAAGAAACUGUAGAAAUCACGAACAUCGCGAGGUAAAUCCUACUUACUUUUUCACGCAGCUUCGCGUGAUCGACUGAGUCUCGAUGGAGAUUUAUCGCGAAGGUAUAUUUCAAGUAACCUAGGAUCCCCGCUUGCGCCGCUUGAAUUAGAGAAACAGAUCCACAAACGAAGCAACGAUCAACCUCGGAAGGUUCGCACGAAUUUAGUUUGUUCAACGAAAAUUACGAGAACGCAAAGCUUGCAAAAUUUUAAUUAAAAAAAAAAAAGCUACCAUCGUCGAAACCAUAUUUGAAAGAAGAAAAAAAAAAAGACACGAUACAAAAGUAUGAUCUCACGCGACCGAUAAUGAUAACGAGACACGCGUCGAUUAACGCGACCAGUGUGAGGACUUUUAAACGCGUACGACUACUGCCAUUAUGAUAAAUAUAAUCGGAAAGGAUCUCUGAAUCUUCGUUACGUGAAUAUGCGAAUUGAUUUCAUUCGACUGCCAUGUUACUUCGUCCUGUUCAACGCUUGCGCUACGGCAAUUCUCUUCUAUUCUUCGCGAUUUUGAAAUAUCGCGGGACCGAUCGAUAGGGGAACGAUCUCGCGAGAAGAGAGACACGUCCGAUUUCCCGUGUUAAUGUGAAACUUAUUAUCGAGACGACGACGAGUGAACGACGUAAUGCAGAUAGUUGGACGAAUUCGAAUUUCGAGACAUUGAACGAUGGCUUAUUGUAGAUUAGGCCAACCCUUUCACAGUGUGUCUGCGAAUAUCAAAGAUGGAGGAAUGUUUUUGCAUUCAACGAAUUUCAAAUGCUCGCGCGAGAGUUUGAACGCCAAACUUAUAAAAAGGAUCGUAGAAAGAAACUCUGUUAUGCGCUGUUAUUUAUUUUUCUCGUGUAAGAAUUCGAACGUUCGUUAUUUAUAUGUAAAAAAAAUUCACAACGAAGAUUCUUAAAAAACUUAGCAACGAUAAGUUUAAGUUGCAGGUGCUAAGAGUUCAAAUAUUUAUAAUUCAAGAGGAAGUUGGCAGAUUAAAUUUGCGAAAAGGAUCCUGAAAAAUUUGCCGAGAGUAAGAUAAUUUUGCCAAAGUCGGAAAUAUUGUAAAUCGAGAGAUAAUUAUUUCUGCUAUCACUGUCAAAGGGUUGAAGAGAAAUCGCGCGCGAUUGUAAUUAAUUCAAGCAUUCUAUCGUUGAUCCAACAACUCACGGAGAGACAUCGACGAUAUUUCUGUAUCUCUUAUAAUAUCGACUAACUAAAAUUACCAAGUACCAAGUAUCUCACAACAUUUCGAUGAAAACCACCGACGCUUUUUUCGGAACAGCAUAGAGAACGAUCGAGAUAAUAAUAGCGUAAUGUAACGUAUAUUACUCAGUGCUUUUACCUAUUACCAUAAACGACAAAUAACUAUGAUACUCAGAAACUUACAUACAAGGUACACGUACAGUGGUGAGCAUGACAGAACCAUUGGCCACAGAUCUCGUAUAAAUUCAUCUCCAUUACCGUUAAUAUAUUAAGAGAACGAAAGUCUACAAAUAUCAAACGUCCAAUUAUACAUGUUCAAGCAUCAUGACUUAUUGCACUUUUAUAAUUUACAUUUUAAUAAAACUUUACAGUUUGAUAUCCAACGAGGAGUAUGUAAUAAAUUCAGGAUCCAAUCAUAAUUCUUCUAAAUAUAUACCUAUCGAUGUAUUUGAUGUUUCAAUAUGUUAUAUAAUAAGCUCUGACAAGCGAACUGAUCUCGGAUUAUCUGUACGAUACUCUAAACGCUCGAAAGGUCAACGAACGUCCGUAAAUCUUAUGCUUUUUGCUUUAAGAAUCUCCACGGAUGAGAAAUACUUGAAAAAAAAAAUUCUGUAUAUUUAUUGUCGGUUUUGGCUUGAUAUUAACAGCAAUGAACAACUAUUUGCACGAAAUCUACGAGUUAUUGGUUCAGUCGUGCUCCUCGCUGUAAGUCCAAUACGUUUUAAGCGAAGUCUUUUGGAGAUUGUUGUUGACGCAAAUUCGGCAAAACGAACGGUAUUUUUCGAUUUAGCAUCGAUCUUUACAACCGAACGCACGGAUAGUGAUAAAACUAGUGGCAAAAACGAGAGGUGUGGUACUAAGAGCGUGCCUUGCUUGUCGACGAAGCAUACGUAUUGUAGGAUGCGCAAGCUUUCUUCGUUCUUUCCACUUGUUCCAUUAGAGAGCAGUUUCCUUUUGGAAAGUAAACGCGCAGCGUAGUGAAACAAGUUCCGUGAAAUUAGCUUUCUGCCCUCCUUCUAAAAUGAUACGCUCUAGAAGAAAGAUUGUUAUUUUGAAGUACAUUUUCCGGUCGAUUUUUUGAACGAUUUCGAGUUGAAACAAGUGUCAGAAGAUGUGUGUAGAAUUUCUCGUAAAUGUUCGAACCGAUGAAAACUUCACUUUUAUUAUUUGCUCGAUGCAAAAGUGUCCGCGUUAAUUUAUUUCGAAUGAAACGUAAUCGAGUUCGAUGAAAUUGAUUAAUUAUUGUAACAAAGUUUGUCAUGGUAAAAUUUUGUUAAACUUUAUUACGAUAUACAGUUUGCUGUAAGAGUCGUAAGUUUGGUAUUAUAUAAUUUCAUUUCGUAUUUCACAUUUGUUGGCAAUUAAAUUCUAAAAUUAUUACAAGUAACGUAACGUUAAAUUAUUAUUACUUGUCAAUUAAAGGUUAAAUCAGUGAACGUUUUAAAUUACAGCUCUUUAUCGUUCGAAUAAUUACGAGCAAUGGCAUUACGUCUAUCUUUCGUGAAGAGUACCUACGAACAUCGAAUCAACCAAAUAUAUGUAUAUUUUAUAUCUGUCUGAAUUGUAACGUGUGUCUACGUUUCACGCACAUAUCGAAAAUCGAAAAUCUUCUAAUCCAUAAGAAUUUCGAACGAGCCUCUCAGAAGCCAGUCAAGAAAUAAAUUACCUACUCUUAUAACUUCAUUUUUCAUAAUAAAAGAGAGAGGAAGGACUUUUAUAACAAAAAUAUUUGGGAAUAAGUAUCGUCGUAUUAACCAAUAGAUUUCAUUUACUUAUUUUUUAUAUUAUUCUACGUUUGAACAUUAGAACCAUCGAUUGCUAAAAUAUAAAGUUUGUAUUAAAGAAAUGAAAGUAAAAAAAAAAAAAAAAAAAACAGAAGAAGGUUUAUAAUGCAAUAAAAAAUAUAAUAUUGACAAAAAAAAUAGUCGUUCAAUUGUAAAUUUGUAAAAAUUAUGAAAGUAACUGAAAUCACGAGAAUUUAGAACCGAGAGGUCAUAUCACCACCUUUGCAAAUUUCAAAAUUUACGGCAUCGAGGCUUUUAUAUAUUUUCCUCAAUUUGCACAAAGUCGAUACAGCUUCUGAAGGGCUCGAAUACUCUUUGAGAACAUUUCGCCCGACAACACACGUCAUAUCACGACUGUACUUUCACCACCAUACUUGACUUCACAACCAUACUUGUUGCACCACUCUCGACUCGUUAUCGUAGCACAAACCAAUCUGUCUACUCUCAUUCUGAACCACAAACACAGCCGAUCGCUUUCGUAAAACCUUCUCUUUCGUGAAUCGAGACGAAAGACGAUUCUGAUAGGCGACAACGUUUUUUAUCAUAUCGCGAACGUUUGAUGGAUCACGAUAAUGGAGCGUACGUUAUAAACAUAAUUGAAUAAUUUUUCUAUUACGGAUACAAAAUGAAAAGAAAAAACGAAGAUCAACGGAGGAGAAAAUACCACCUACUCAUAGAUAUUUUCUUACUCUUUCCACACGAACGUGUUACGACUUCCGUACGUAGGGAGUAGAAACGGGAAUCUAACGUGUAGUCGCCGAGUAGAAGAAACCAGUAGUAGUCAGCCAGAUAUACCAGCCGAUGAGAUUGCUCGGAUUGUGCGUGCACGUGAUUGCGAGAUUCAACACUUGCGUGUAUAUUGUUGAUCAAAAGGAUACAGUGAAGUUACCGAUUAAAUUGAUUCGGAUACGUUAAACGUGUAUGUAUUAACUGACUGAUCGCAUCGACAUAGAGAAAACAUUUUAAACUGGAUCUAUUUGCACAUUGAUUGUAACUAAUUAAAUGAAUUUGGACGACUGAUUCGUUGAAUUGUCACGGUGGAAGUACCUUAAAUUUCUGAACUUCCUUGCAUAAUUAAUAAUUAAUUAUAACCGACGUAUAACUAAAUGGAUUUGGGCACACCAAUCGAUUGAUUGAACAUUUUAAAUUUCCUCAAAUUUACCAGCUAACGUGGUAUUGAUAAUAAUUAUUUUUGAUCAUGUAAAACAUCGCUCGUAAUAAUUAUGUUGUUAAUAAUAUUAUUAAUUUAACAAAUGACGAGACAGUGACGAUCCUAAUUGAUUUUAUUUAUUCGCAAACGCAAUUAGCAAAAGAGAAACUACUUCUAAAUUGACAUCGAAUGCUUCUGUCGAAAUCAUUUCUAAAUUCUCUCCCUUCAUUUCGAUCAAAAUGAUUGAAAACUUCGCUGUAUACUUGUUACCAAGACUGGCAACGAUCCGCGUGCAAGCGUGCAUGUCUAUUCGAGGCUCGAAAUCCUUGGUUGUCUGGUCGGACGUUAGGCAGAAAAUUCCUCUAAUUUUUAUACCUCGAUAGGAUCGAAUAGACGAAACCGUUUUUUGCGAGUAAAUGAGAAAGAUAUCAAUCUAUUCUUCUAGGAUCAACGAAACGUCGAAAUGAUUGCAGUCAAAGCUUUAUGGUAUCGUACGGAACAUUUAACAAAAACGAUCCAACACGAUCCAACGCGGUAAUCUUCUUUUUCGAAAUGCAAACGCAAAGUGGAGAGGAAUCUCGACGACGAUCGAUUUAAGAAAAAAAGAAAAAAGAAAAGACGAUAAAGCUUUUACUGUAUUUGUAUAUUUUUUCAAGCGAAUUUCAAUGCGCAUGGGUUACACGCAUUCUCUUGAACGCCAGUUAUCGACUUUUAUACGAAACCAUGCUUUCGUCUUGGUUCGUUCGAAGCGUCAACAAAAAAAAAAAAAAAAAAAAAAAAAAAAGGGGCGUCAACAACGCGAUUUAUGAUAGAAUCUAGUUAGAUCGUUGCAGAUGAAAUGACCGAGAAUUCUUCUGAUCAAAUUUAACACAUUUCUUGGAAUGUGAUAAUUCAAAAUUUUUAGCUAUCGUAAAACGAAGCUAUAAUUAUUACAAUUGUUGAUUUCUUUCUCGAUCUAGUUUCUUGAGUAUUGUUUUAAAAUAGCUUUCAGGAAAUCAAAUUAAUAUUACGAUCAGUAUUGGAAUAAAAUUUAAAGUUUUCCAAAGAGUGCUCGAAUUUAAUAUUGAUUAUUUUAAUACGUGAUUCAAAUUGAUCACUGAUUGUCAUGGAUAAUUUUUAAACAUUGUCAUCAUGAAAUCUCUCGGACAUUUCACACGGCAACAACCUAAUCUAAAAGAGGAAGAGAGAACACGACGAUAGAGAUCGAGAUUGAAGCGAGCGAGCGUGUUUUCAAUCGUCGAUUACACCGGUGAAUCUUUUCGCAAAAAGAAAAAGGAAAACGCAAAAAGAAAAAAAAAUAACGCUUUGUUGCACCGAUCGUACAUAUCACGGUGAAAGGACCACGCGUUGGUGACGACGAGAACGUCCAGAAUCAUUCGACGCGCAAUUCAUUUUAUGGAUCACUGUAUUUUAGUAUCGAUACCGAUCGAUACUGUAUUGAAUAUCAUCUAAAGAUCUCUAACGAUGCUUUCAUGUACAUUUUAAGACAACAUAUUUUAACUCGUUAAGAACCAACAUUGAGGUAAACAUAUUCCAUUUGCAAUUUUUCUUUUUUCUUUUUUUUUCAUUCAACUUAACACCGAGGCGAACGAAAGGGAAUUUCAAAGAUCUCUGUUCAAUAUUUUUUCACCUAGAUUCUACGUUUCGUAAAAUUUGAAGCGACAAAGUUGUGAUAAAUGAUGGUCCUCAAUGGGGUUCUUAUUUUAAUACGUACCGAUAUUGAAUGUUUUAACGUCAAACUGAUCGGUAUCGAUCGACGAGAAGAAGGAAAUUUCUCAAAAUUAGUGUAUCUCUCUUCACAACUUUAUCUUUAAUAUCAAACUGAUCCAUUCUUAUGGAAACGAUCGGGCUCACGAUUGCAUCGUUCGUAUCGUUUGCCAAUCAACAUAUUCAUCUGCAAUAAAAAAAAAAGAAAGAAACCACGUACCAAGCUAACAACGAUGACAACUCGCGUUCCGUUUCAUUGAUCUCUAGAAUCGAUCACGAGUAUUCACGGAUACCGUCGUAUAUGUGUCGUUUCCAUCGUUGUUACGAGAGCAAACGCAGUCGAACGUACUUUCGGGGGAAUGGUACGAGAAUUCCGAUUUCACACGGAGAGUGAGACGCUGCUGUUUGCAGAAAUAUUUUUUUACCGUUUAGCGUCAGUUCACCGCCACCUUGUCUGUUCGUUUUAGAUUCCGGCUAGACCUCUCGAGCGCGGAAAAGGAAUCGAUUCCGCGUGACCACGUGCUACUUACACCACUGGCUGAAAAGUCUCAGGGCAUUUUUCUAUUUCGAAAUAUUUCAAUUGGAUAACGUGCAUUUCGUUGAGUUACGUCCGUAUCGAGUAUAAAAUUCGAUUUUAACUUGAAGAUACAAUUCAAAUUUCACUGCGAGUAAUUUCUUCAAAGUAGAUUCCAUAUCAUUCGAACAUAGAUUGUAGAUUCUCGAUAACGAUUAUUUUGCCUCGGUAUUCCAGAUUUGCGAAAGAAUAAUCAAUUUUAGAGCUUGGAAAGACUUGUCACUAUUCUGUUCAUAAACUUUUAAGAUAAAUUACGAAAAAAUCACUUGGACGGAACGACAAAUAUUGAUCUCAAAUUUUCAUGAAUCAUUUCGAGCCACUUUUUCCAAAUUUAAGUUCGUACGAAGAACACUUCGAUUACAGAUUCGAUAUAUCGUGAUAUAUUGUGAUAUAACAUUCGGAUUCGCAGUAAAUUAUUUACACCGAUAUUUUUUCGUACGAAUUGUUAUCUCGUAUUUCCAACUUUUGAACAGACGUUCAAUGUAGUGAAAAUAUUGCUCGUCCUGAGAUUUUUGAGCAGUGGUGUACAUCCGAAAGAACGCUAAAUAAUAAAGAAAACAAAAAAAAAAAAAAAAAGAACAUAAACGUAGUUUCGGGGCUAUUUCAGAGCUUUCUCGCGAGAAAUUGUAUCUCAAGCGCGCGUAACAGCAUAGAGUGCAGAAGCAGGGAGAAAGUAAACGAGAAGGGAAGAGAAAGAGAGAGAAAGUGAUAGGAAACUAGAGACAGGGGAAGAAAAAGGUUGCAUGCUCGUUCGCCCUCGAACAAAAAUCCCUUUCGGAGCUGUAAAUAAUUUAAGGACCGAAUCAAAUUUCGCGGGUGAGAACGAGAGAAAGGAGCGAGAAUGAAUGACGGAGGGGAAGGAUCAAUGCGAACGAGAAAGAGAAAUAGGGGGAAGAGAAGAAAACUUUAAAAAACGGAUAUGUACGAAUAAUUGUAUAAAGACUGAUUAGAGUUAUCUUGGUAUUUAUUCUAAUUCACAGUUAAACGCUAUCGCUUUGCGCGCUCUCGAAUACUCACGGAGCACGAUACCAAAGGUAUUCCCUGGCUCUCAAAUUCCCAUUUUUCUCUUCUUCUUUGACGUCUGAUCGGCGGUCGCUCGAUCGCGUUUCCCGUUUCGGCUCGUUCUUCCAUUUGGCAUUUCGCAAUUGCGAUUCAGUAUCAACUCACGAAACACUGCUCGCUCAAAUUUCGGUAGAUCAAGUAUUGUAACUCUUGCACGAUGAGACGGUGGUUCUGUUUUAGAAACACUUUCGGGACUCUCAACGAGGGAGGAGAAUAAAUUUAGCGAGAACAAGAAAUGGGAAAAUUGUCGUAUUAUUUUUUUUUUAAAAGAAUUCAGAAGACGCGAAAUUUUCAGAUUCAAUUUCAAUCAGGAUAUGGAGUGAUAGAGGAUGAUAGAGUUCUUUUAAAUUUCAAGACGUUGAAAUUUACGAUCUCCAAGUUAUUUGAAAUCGCGUUACGUUUCCCAAGUUGAGAAGAAUCCUUGUUCUGCCUUUUAAUUGUAUAUCUUCGAUAGUUUCUCUUAGGAUAUUCGAAACGAUUAAAGUAAAAGACAACUGUAGCAAGUUUGAGCGAGCACUGCUGAAGAACCCCAGCAACACAAUUAACUUCUCAAACUGGUUCAAUAUACACGCAUACGUUUUAUUUCACAUUUCUUUACAUCGCAUCACGCAUUUCGUUAAUUACAAAACGAACGAUUCGAAAUCCAUCAUUCUGACGAUUUUGAUAGUUACAGUUAUAAUUGAGGGAACGAUUCAAUUGAACUCAUUCAAAUUAAUUAUCGUUUCAAUGAUUGGUUUGUUGUUCGUGUAUAAAUGUCAUCUUGAGAGGUUAAUUGUUCGGUAGAGUGAUUGUACAGUUCUUGGGUUUCAUCCUUUUUCGAGUGAUAUUUCUUUCAAUGAAAUAUUAAUAAUGAUACGACGGCCUACGAAACACUCUCAUCGCGUAGACUGGAGAACGCGAAAUGCGAAAUGGAAAAAUGAGGAGGAAGAACAGAAAUAAUAGGGAACAAAAAUCAACGAUCGACAGUUAUCGUAUAUAUAUAUAUAUAUAUAUUUAUAUAUAUGUGUGUGUUCGAUGAUUUUUGUUUUGCGUCGUUAUGUAAGCGUUUUGAGGAAAGAUCGAUCGAAACGCGUGCGAACGGAGCAAAGAGAAAAAGAAAAAUGGUACGCGCGAUUAUAACAGCGACACUAUUAUCAUCACAUCGUAUCAAUAUUAUUCGAUGCAUCGUAUAAGCAAGUAAACUAGAUGUAAACUUUGUAUAUUCAUUUACCAAGAGAAUAAAGAUAAAUUAUUCGACGUACACAC